AAAAAGUUAGGUAAUAAUAAAUUCAGUCGUUUUUGUACUACAAAACAUUGCAGAUAAACUGAGAUUAAACCUUACAUUUCAAUACGUAAAAGAGUUAGUGAUCAAAGUUAGAAAUUAGUUAGUGAUCAAAACUGAACUACAAGAAGCAAAAUGACUAAUAAAAUAUUGGACGUCAUACCUCAAAGAUAUGUCCUUGGAGUUAUGGGUUUCUUCGCAACCACUAACACAUACGCGAUGAGGGUUGUGAUGAAUAUUGCCAUUACACAAAUGACGCUCCAACAAGCGGCCACACAUGUCGAUCCCAAUUCAUGUCCCGGAGAUGAAGGAAGUUCAAGUGGUAAUGAUACAACAACUCACAUAACCGAUCCAGUAUAUGACUGGAGCGAAAGUACAAAAGGGCUAAUUCUUAGUUCAUUUUUCUACGGCUACAUAGUUACUCAUUUACCUGGUGGAGUGUUAGCUGAAAAAUGGGGUGGUAAACAUACUUUAGGUAUCGGAAUUUUAAUAGGGGCAGUAAUGACCGUCUUAACACCAUGGAUUCUCACUGCCACUGAUGGUAACUGGAAAAUAUUGAUGAUUACAAGAAUUUUUAUUGGAUUUGGGCAGGGUACUAGUAAUCCAGCAAUUAAUUCACUUCUUGCCAAAUGGGUUCCAUUAAAAGAAAGAGCAACAAUUGGUACCUUGGUCUUUGGUGGGAGUCAAAUGGGUACAAUUAUUUGUAGUGCCAUAUGUGGUGCGUUAAUACACGUUACAAAAUCAUGGGCGUCGGUCUUUUAUCUUUUUGGAGGAUUAGGUAUUAUAUGGUAUAUAUUGUGGCAGAUUCUUUGUUAUUCCUCACCGCAACAACACCCAUUCAUUGGAGAAAAGGAAAAAAACUAUCUUAAAAAGGAAAUAGAGGGAAUUUCAACAAAGAAACCCAAUACACCGUGGAAGGCAAUGUUGACAUCUGCACCAGUGUGGGCGUUGGUAGCUGCUCAAGCCGGUCACGAUUGGGGAUUUUUUACAAUCUUAACAGAAUUGCCAACUUAUAUGAGUGAGGUAUUGAAAUUUAAUAUUAAAGAUAACGGAUUGUGGAAUUCCCUACCAUACAUCGUGAUGUGGGUGUGCUCUUUAAGUUCUGGAAAAUUGUGUGAUUGGAUGAUAGCUAAGGGGUACAUAAAGGUUACACUUGCAAGAAAAAUCUUCACAACACUAGCUGCCGUUGGUCCAAGUAUAUUCAUCAUGGCUGCUUCAUACGCUGGGUGUGACAAAGCUCUUACUGUUGGUAUGUUUACGAUAUCCCUGUUUUUGACAGGACCGUUCUACUGCGGUUUUAAAGUUAACGCUUUGGAUAUUGCUCCAAAUCAUGCUGGUAUUCUUAUGGCCAUUGUCAAUGGUAUUGGAUCUAUAACUGGAUGUGUGGUACCUUAUUUGGCAGGCGCUUUGACUGAAGAUCACACCUUGCUGCAAUGGCGUCUAGUAUUUUGGAUCACCGGGGCAGUAUACGUCGUAACCACCAUUAUAUUCUGCAUUUGGGGUAGUGGUGAGUUGCAGCCAUGGAAUGAUCUCUCCAGUUGCAGUUCAGAAGAUAAAUAUCCUAUAAAGAACUGUAGUGAUGAUCUAAAGAAAGAAUCUGUUUAAAUAGACAUAUUAAAAUAGAUCGCUCGUAUCAAGCGAUUUUUAAAUAAUAACCAAUCUAAUUUAUCUUUACGUUUUUAUAAUUUUAGUUUUAUUGUUUAAUAUGUAAGUAAUUGAAAAUAUUCUAGAAUAAAAAUAUAAAAUACAUAUUUAAA
Messenger RNA from Diabrotica balteata, 1772 nucleotides. Lineage: Eukaryota; Metazoa; Arthropoda; Insecta; Coleoptera; Chrysomelidae. The record is from the annotation of a GenBank genome assembly.